CCUCUCAUUCAAUUAUUAUAAAACUCUGCAACAAAAUAUUUGCAGAUCUUCCUUAAUAAGAUCAUAAAUAUUACCUAGAUAGGAUAAAAGUGUAACACAUUCUUGAAAAAAAUAUUGAUCUCUAUAUUGUAUAAUGGCUGAAGACCCUUUAGAAAAUGCAGCAUUUGGAAGGAAAAAAAUGGUGAGAAUAGAAUCAGGGGCAGUAAGAGGGUUCAAGAGCCUGCAUUUUCUUGAUACUAAAACAGGGAAAGAAGCAGAUGCUUGGAAAAGUGUAGAGAAAAGAUUUCCUGAAAAUGCAGUUAAUGAUAUUCUUUUUAGAGACAAAUUUGGAGCAUGUAUAGGAAUGGGAGAAAGCAAGGAAUUUGCUGAGGAGUUGUUUGAUACAUUGGCAAGGAGAAAGAAGAUCAAUGCAGAAAAUGGGAUAACCAUUGAAGAACUUAGAGAAUUUUGGGAAGAUAUUUCAACUAAAUGCCCUGAUACAAGGCUUCAUAUUUUCUUUGACAUGUGUGACAAGAAUGGUGAUGGGAAACUAUCAGAAGAAGAGGUCAAAGAGGUUCUAGUGAUGAGUGCUGCAGCCAACAAAUUGACAAACUUCAAGCAAAAUGCAGCAACAUAUGCAGCUUUAAUUAUGGAAGAAUUUGAUCCUGACCAUUUAGGAUAUAUUGAGAUAUGGCAACUUGAAUCUUUACUAAGAGGAAUGGUAGGAUCAGAAGAUGGGAAAAAGAACUUGAGGAGAUCGCAAACACUAGCGAAAACCAUGAUCCCUAGACAAUAUAGAACUCCAGUGAGCAAAUUCUUGACGAAAAACUUAGAGAAGAUACACGAUAACUGGAAAAGAAUUUGGGUCGUAACGUUGUGGUUGUCUAUUAACUUGAUAUUAUUCAUAUGGAAAGUUCAACAAUUUAAGGGGAGAGCAGCUUUCAAGAUUAUGGGUUAUUGUGUUUGUAUAGCUAAAGCUGCAGGUGAAACUCUCAAGUUUAAUAUGGCUCUCAUUCUCUUACCAGUAUGCAGAAGAACUCUAACUCAACUUAGAGAAACUUUCCUUGGUUCUAUUAUACCUUUUGAUGAUAACAUCAAUUUCCAUAAAAUGAUUUCCUUGGGAAUUACUCUAGGGACUUUUAUUCAUGUCUUGUUUCACACGAGUUGCAACUUUGUGAAAUUAGUAUCCUGCCCGAAAAGCAAAUUUAUGACGGUUCUUGGAAGCAAUUUUGACUACCACCAACCGACUUACAUGGAUUUGGUAGCAUCUAUUCCAGGCGUAACGGGGAUACUGAUGACCCUUCUCAUGCUUUUCUCCUUCACAUUGGCAACACAUUCCUUCCGAAGGAAUGUGAUCAAACUGCCAGGGUCAUUUCGUCAUUUAGCAGGAUUUAACGCGUUCUGGUAUGCACAUCAUCUGUUGGUACUCGUUUACGUGCUCUUGAUCCUACAUGGCUACUUCAUAUUCCUCACCAAAGAAUGGUACAAAAAGACGACAUGGAUGUAUCUUGCAGUCCCAGUACUUCUAUAUGCUACAGAAAGAGUUCUCACUGUCAAAGAGAACCGCUACGAAGUGAAAAUCGAAAAGGCUGUUACGUAUACAGGGGAUGUACUAGCACUGUAUAUGAGUAAACCUCAAGGAUUCAGGUACAAGAGCGGGAUGUACCUGUUUGUUAAAUGUCCAGAUAUAUCAAAGUUCGAAUGGCAUCCAUUCUCAAUCACUUCUGCACCAGACGACAAAUAUUUAAGUGUCCAUAUACGUACAUUAGGAGACUGGACUACAGAGCUUAGAACCAGAUUUCAAAAGGCUUGUCAACCGACACAAUCAAGGACGAAAAAUCUUAUUAGAAUGGAAACUAAAGCAUAUAAUCCACAUGACACUGAACAAUCUCAACCCGAGAUCAUUAUCAAAGGGCCUUACGGUGCACCAGCUCAGAACUACAAGAAAUAUGAUAUCCUUCUGCUAGUUGGCUUAGGAAUUGGAGCAACGCCAUUUAUCAGCAUUAUAAAGGACAUACUAAACCAAGAAUCUGGACAUAGUCAGCAGGAAGAUGAAUUAUCUAGCAAGAAAGGUCCUCAAAGAGCAUAUUUCUACUGGGUGACACGAGAACAAGGAUCAUUCGACUGGUUUAAGGGUGUAAUGGAUGACAUCGCUGAACAUGACGAAAAUGAAGUGAUAGAAAUGCACAACUACUUGACUAGUGUUUAUGAAGAAGGAGACGCUAGAUCAGCACUAAUCACUAUGGUGCAGUCACUACAACAUGCUAAAAAUGGAGUUGAUGUUGUCUCAGAAAGCCGGAUAAGAACACAUUUCGCUAGGCCAAAUUGGAAAAAGGUGUUCUCUCAAUUGGCAGCAGCGCAUCCAUCAUCUCGCAUUGGUGUGUUCUACUGUGGAAGUCCAACACUUACCAAACCACUCAGAAAGCUGUGUCAAGAAUUUAGCUUAACUUCAUCCACUCGCUUCAACUUUCAUAAAGAGAACUUCUAGAGUAUAGUGGUUUCGCAUCUUGAGAUUUCAGUACAAUAUCAAUGUAUUUUCAGUUAAAUUUGUAAUAUAUUGUUCGCUGUAAAAGUUUAGGGACAUUUAGAAGUGGACUUUGAUUAGCUGCAAAUAUCAGCAUUCACUCUCAAGUCUUCUGGAUAGACCUAUCUCAUUCUGCUAUUUGGUUGA
Nicotiana attenuata is the source of this 2650-nucleotide messenger RNA. RefSeq names its product putative respiratory burst oxidase homolog protein H. The transcript has 14 exons. The record is from RefSeq and is a predicted model, not a curated record. Gene Ontology annotation, cellular component: plasma membrane. The coding region runs from base 134 to 2467 and encodes 777 amino acids. Gene Ontology annotation, molecular function: peroxidase activity; NAD(P)H oxidase H2O2-forming activity; calcium ion binding. Lineage: Eukaryota; Viridiplantae; Streptophyta; Magnoliopsida; Solanales; Solanaceae.